Molecule: messenger RNA, 1354 nt
Organism: Pogoniulus pusillus (Red-fronted tinkerbird)
Lineage: Eukaryota; Metazoa; Chordata; Aves; Piciformes; Lybiidae
Gene: RCCD1
Product: RCC1 domain containing 1
Exons: 7
Coding region: 86-1162 (358 amino acids)
Source: RefSeq, a predicted model, not a curated record
CCUCCCGGUGCCGCCUCCUCCCUCCCGCCCCCUUCAGUCUCCUCCCGGUGUUUGUUCGGCGCCGCCUCCUCCCUCCCGCCCCGCCAUGGCGGCCCCGUGCCGCCGCGGCUGGUUUGUCUUCGGCUUCAGCACCGAGGAGGCGGCAGGGGAGUCGGGCCUGGGCCCGGACCCGCGGCGGCUGGAGCCUGGCCCCGGGGGUAUUCGCCGCGUGUGGCCCGCCUGGAGCUACGUGGUCGUGGAGACCGGUGCGGGGCUGGAGGUGCGGAGCGCGGGGCUGCGGCGGCCGCUGCCGGGCUGGACCGAGGCGCUGCCCUCCGAGACCCACCUGGUACUGCGAGGGCCGGCGGCGGUCCGGGUAUGGCCGCGGGCGGCGGCUCUGCGAGGGGCGACAGAGCCACCGGCCUGGAGCCGGGACCUGCCGCCGGAGACUCAGGCACCGGAGUCCACCGCCUCGUUGCUGCCGCUGCUGCCCGGAGGCUUCGCCGCGCCGCGGCCGCCGUUCUUCACCCCGCUGCCCGGGACGGUGCGGGCCCAGCAGCUUGUCCUGGGCCACGAACACGUCCUGGUGCUGGGCGAAACCGGUGAGGUCUACGCCUGGGGAGGCGGCAGGCAUGGGCAGCUUGGCCAUGGCACCUUGGAGUCGGAGCCACAGCCACGAGUGGUGGAGGCACUGGGUGGUGUGCCCAUGACGGCAGUGGCAGCUGGCGGGUGGCAUUCGGCCUGCAUUAGCGAGGCAGGAGAUCUCUACGUGUGGGGCUGGAACGAGUCUGGCCAGCUGGCUCUGCCCUGUAAAGCACUGGCAGAAGAGCGGGCACAGACCAAGGACACAGGUCCAGGAGCUGCUGAGGUGGCAUCAUGCCGGGAGCAGCCGGCAGCCGAGGACGCUGCGUUCAUCUCCAUCCAGGCCUUCCCUGCGCUGCUAGAUCUGCCACAGCAGCUGGAGGUCAGCAGGGUCAGCUGCGGGUCCCGGCACACUGCCGUUGUCACAAGCGUUGGUGAUCUCUACACCUGGGGCUGGGGAAAAUACGGGCAGCUGGGCCAUGGAGACAAUGCCAGCUCUGACCAGCCACGCCCUGUUAAGUACCUGGCAGCGGAGGGGCUGCGGGCAGAGGAGGUGGUGUGCGGGCCCUGGACCACCUACGUCUGCGUGCUGGAGGCAUGAGGAGGACACAGGCUGCACCCCUGCUGCUGGGACCCCAGCUUCUCUCUGCUCCCAAGGAUGGGGCAGGCCGCCCCCAUAGUGAACAGAGCUGACUGGCUGGAGCCAGGCUGUGGCCCCACACACGCCAAGGACAAGUGAGGGCCAGGCUGGGAACAUGGACUGCAACCUUUAUUAAAUUAUUUUUCUAAGACA